This is a messenger RNA of Didymodactylos carnosus, 2022 nucleotides long. NCBI's taxonomy places the organism in Eukaryota, Metazoa, Rotifera, Eurotatoria, Philodinida, Philodinidae. The record is from the annotation of a GenBank genome assembly.
AUGACAUACGAACACUCAACAUUUGUCCCUUAUGCGGUUGACAUCAGUCAAAAUUUUGCCGUAAUUGUAGGUUAUGUUGGAUUGAGACCAACUGUUUACUUGGUCUACUUCAAUUCGUGUGUGACAAAUAGUUUUCAGAUGUGCAUGACCGUUGCUGAUACAUUUAUGUACAACAGUUCAGAUAAUAGUACAAAUGCUAUGUCAGUUAAAAUUAAUCAUGUUGGUCAAGUGUUAUGGGGUAUUUCGUCAAUGAAUAAAGUUAUUUUGUUGGGUGUCAAUUAUUCUACACUUCACUUAAUAAGCACGAUUGUCAUCCGUGUAAAAGCAGUUACUUGGAUGGGAAAUAAUAAGGCUGCUGUUUUAGUUUUAUCUCAAGUUCUGCUUUAUCAAAUAACCAUCAACAACAAUUUUAUACAGCUUUCUACAUUUCCAAAUAGUUGGAAAACGCUUUGUUCAACCAUUAGUUCAAACUUCGUCACCAUUGUUUCGAAUGAUAAAAUCGGAUUAGCGAUACUCGAUGUCAACGGUUCCGUCUACGUCAUUCGACCAACAACAAUCGGUUAUUAUCCGGUGACGAAUACGGGCUGCGGUCAUGGAAUUAAUUUUGCCUAUUCGAACGAGAAAAAAUGUUUACCCGGUACCUAUCACAUGGAAACAUCUACUAAUCCAUGUGCUUUAUGUCCUCCAGGUACAUACAAUGGCGGUGAUAUGUAUAUUGCGUGUGCUCCGUGUAAUGCAUCAUCAUUUUGUCCUCUUGGAUCUGUUGCAAAUGUUGACGGUACUGCCAUGAACAACAUUGUUCAAGCUCUCGCUUAUCCUCAAUCACCGGAAAAUACUUUGUUCGAUGAUAUUUUGUUACAGAACAUGUUUCAGUUAAGUUUUCAGAAACACUGUUUACUUGUGUCUCCCUUGUUUUGGACUAUUUUGCUACUUGGUUUUGCGCUAUUGCUGCUCGUUAUGAUGGGUGCAUUAAAGUUUUUCCAUCGGUGUAAGAAUAUUCGAGAAACGAUUAAAUUUGUGUUCAAACAAACAGAUCUAAUUGGCGAAGGAGAAAUGUGGAUUGGAGGAGUAGUAUCCUUCUCGAUUGUUGUUCUGGUUUCAUUUGCCUACAUGUUUAGCAAUCUCUAUUUGAAACAAUAUCCUAUAGAAAGUGUCGGUGAUUCUACGUUUUCUUGUUCUCCGAAUUUGCGUAAUUCAAAAUUUAGUACACAAAUGCAACUGUUAGGUAUUCCGCUGAGUGAUGAUAUCCAACCGAUAUUCAAUAUGUUAGACGCACAACCAUAUAUUCUCAAUGUUGAUUUUGUCAACACAUUAUUUACCUGUCAUGAUCUAAUCAUUCAACAAACGGUCGGCACUGUUGUGCUUGUAAUCUCGCCUCAAACAUGCACUGUCACCAACGAGUCAGUAAUUUCUGUCUCUGUUUUACUCCCACUACAUACGAUCACGAUACAGUUGCUUUUGAAUGGAUUACUGACAGUUGGAGGUAUUCGUGUGGGACUUUCGGGACCUUCUGCUAGUAAUGAAGAAUACACUGUUCAACAACUCGGUUUCAUGCAGAGUUAUACAGUGUUAAAUCGAACAUUAUCUCAAAGUGCGACACUUUUGUUACAAUUUAUCCGAAUGAUAAAUGCUACAGAACCAUUAAGCGACGGCGAAAAAACGGUAUUUAGUGCAUUGUGGAUUCCUACAUUUUCUUAUGUAUCCGAUCAAUUGUUCCUCACCGAAGCACAAUACGUGGGCAACACUCGUAACAAUACAUUAUUAACUCUCCAACUGAGUGAAAAAGCGUAUUAUGUAAUCAAUACCCAAGCGCCAAUCGCAAAACAAUCUGAGGUGAUCUUUCACGCAAUUCUGUUCACUGUCGUUUGUCUCGAACUAUUUGGUCUCGUGUUUCUCAUAUUUAAGCUAGUACUCUUACCUUUUUUCAAAUUUAUGGUCGCUAAAAUUGAAGCAAAAUUACAUCAUCGAGUUGCGCACAUGGAUGAUACUAAGAAAAGUUAUUUGGAGUCACCAGAAUUAUGA